Drosophila sulfurigaster albostrigata is the source of this 1368-nucleotide messenger RNA. Its product is annotated as pickpocket protein 19-like. The record is from RefSeq and is a predicted model, not a curated record. The coding region runs from base 1 to 1368 and encodes 455 amino acids. The transcript has 4 exons. Lineage: Eukaryota; Metazoa; Arthropoda; Insecta; Diptera; Drosophilidae. Gene Ontology annotation, molecular function: ligand-gated sodium channel activity. Gene Ontology annotation, cellular component: membrane. Gene Ontology annotation, biological process: sodium ion transmembrane transport.
AUGGGAUCACAUAUCCAUGGAUUCUAUCAGCUCUUCUGGCCAACAAUGCGACAACGCAUGCGAUUGCUCUGGGCAUUAGCCCUACUUUCCGCCUUCUCAGUGCUCUUAUACAUUACUUAUCUCUUGGGCGAACGAUAUGAGCGCAAACAUUUUCACACAGUAAUUGACAAUGCACAUUGGCCCAUUCAGAAUAUUGCCUUUCCGGUGGUUAUCGUCUGCAACAACAAUCGAGUGAACUGGUCACGUCUAACUGAGAUAAUGCAACGCUAUAACAUCAGCAGUGAUCAGCAGCCACUUCUGGAGAAAGUUCUCACUGCCUACGAUGCUCUCAGCUUUGGUCGCUUCGAUGUUUUCGAUCCUCUGAAGGAUGAGGAUCUAAGAACUUUAAACCAUCUCAACUUUACUCAGAUUGCGACUGAGAUGGCUUGGCGUUGUGAUGAACUGCUCACAGAUUGUACAUGGCAAACAGAGUCUCGCAAUUGCUGUGAACUUUUCCGCCCCCGCAGGUUGCCCCUUGGUGCAUGUUUGGCAUUCAACGAGGAGGAGAAACGUGCCACAGUGGAAACUGGCAAGGGAACCGGACUGAUAGUUCGACUUCGUCUGAAUGAGGCAAAACAUGCGCCUGGCAAUCGAGAGCCUAAGGGUUUUGUGCUCAACAUUGUGGAGCCUGGCGUUUGGUUCGAUUAUUCCAUUGAAUUAUUGCCUGAUUUGGAAACCAGUAUUGAUGUUGGAGCAGUGUUUCAUUACUACGAUGAGAAUACAUUUUCUCUCCACAGCCAGCAGAGGAAAUGCCUGCGAGACUACGAAUAUAUCAGCGCCAAUGCUCAGACAUUGAAGGGUCUCAAAUACAUGAUGGAAAACUGUAUUGCGGAAUGCCAACAACUUUAUUUACUUCGCUAUUGCAAUUGCACCUUGGAUCUGUUUUAUCCACCUUCAGAUUAUACCGCCUGUCAGCUUAAGGAUUUGCCUUGUUUGGCGGACAACAAUUAUUUGAUGCAGAACUACGAACAAACUGGCGAGCAUCCAUAUGUAUCGCAGCAUGAUCCGGGUCUCAUCUGUGACUGUUUACACAACUGCAAUUCGCUGACAUUAAUUAAUGAUGCUCGCAGGCUGCUUAAAAAGCCUCAGCACUUGGUCAACCAUUCAACUCUAGUUAAUAUUCACUACAAACGAAACUAUAUCCUGGUGUAUAAGACAAGCUUAAUAUAUAGUUGGAUGGACUUGAUGGUAUCUUUUGGCGCCAUUUGUCAGCUUUGCUUGGGCUGUUCCAUCAUUGGCUUUCUCGAGUUACUGUAUUUUGCUUUGAUAGAUGUGCCCCAUUUCUAUUGGACGCGUUUUGUUCCUCGAAGAUUUGGCAGGACUAUUUAA